Molecule: messenger RNA, 1278 nt
Organism: Adineta ricciae
Lineage: Eukaryota; Metazoa; Rotifera; Eurotatoria; Adinetida; Adinetidae
Source: the annotation of a GenBank genome assembly
AUGAUCCAUAGUUUGUUCAUCAUCAAUGGAUCAGGUGAGAUAUUCAUGGAGAAGCAUUGGAAAACGGUGGUGAGUAAAUCAAUCUGUGAUUAUUUUUUCGAAGCUCAAAAAAAAUGCGGUAAUCCCGAAGAUGUUUCGCCAGUUAUUGCUACGCCUCAUCAUUAUCUGAUAAAUAUCUGUCGAAGCAGUCUCUAUUUCGUUGCUGUAUUAACUAAUGAAGGUGCACCAUUGUUUGUUAUCGAAUUUCUUCAUCGUAUUAUGGACGUAUUCGAAGAAUAUUUCGUGACAUGUACCGAAACAACGUUGAAAGAUAACUAUGUGAUUGUUUAUGAGUUAUUAGAUGAAAUGCUCGAUUCAGGUUUACCGUUAGCCACAGAAACUAGUGUGCUAAAGGAAUUGAUUAAGCCACCGAAUUUAUUACGUAAAGUAGCUCAUCUUGUCACCGGAGAUAGUACAAAUGUUAGCGAUGCUCUACCAUCCAAUCAGUUAUCAAACAUUCCGUGGCGUCGUUUAGGCAUUAAAUAUACCAAUAAUGAAGCAUACUUUGAUCUGAUUGAAGAAAUCGAUGCUAUUAUUGAUCGCAAUGGUGCGACAGUUAUGGGUGAAAUUCAAGGAUAUAUUGAUUGUUGUGUGAAGUUAAGUGGUAUGCCAGAUUUAACAUUAAACUUUAUCAAUCCGAGACUGCUCGAUGAUAUUAGUUUUCAUCCAUGUGUACGAUUGAAGAAAUGGGAGAGUGAUCAUGUCAUUUCGUUUGUUCCUCCAGACGGUAAUUUUCGCUUGAUCUCAUAUCAUAUUGGAUCGCAAAAUUCGAUAUCGAUUCCGAUAUAUGUCAAAUCUAAUAUACAGUAUCGUGAAGGUAGCUCAGGACGAUUUGAAUUAACUGUUGGACCGAAGCAAACUAUGGGCAAACCUUUGGAAUCAGUUUCCAUCGAAUGUGCAAUGCCAAAGAGUGUUCUCAAUUGUACAUUGACUCCAACUCAAGGUAAAUGUACAUUUGAUCCAGUGAAAAAGCUUCUCGUCUGGGACAUUGGUAAAAUUGAAAGUGACUCUCAAAGCGCUGGACGUUUGCCAAGUAUUCGCGGCAAUAUCAUUUUAUCAAGCGGUCAACCCGUUCCCGAAGGAAACCCGACGUUAAACGUUCGUUUUACGAUCAAUCAAGUUGCAUUGUCAGGUUUACGUGUUCAACGUGUAGAUAUGCACGGAGAGAAAUACAAACCAUUUAAAGGUGUGAAGUAUAUCACUACAGUAAAGCAUGGACGUUUUCAAGUUCGAACAUAA